Molecule: messenger RNA, 648 nt
Organism: Penicillium digitatum Pd1
Lineage: Eukaryota; Fungi; Ascomycota; Eurotiomycetes; Eurotiales; Aspergillaceae
Source: RefSeq, a predicted model, not a curated record
AUGCAGUGCUACCCCCCAUCCCCAGUUAUGAACGGCUCUAUGUACGAGCCGCAGUGGAACAUGAUGCCAGGCUAUCAGAUGUCCCCUCCACACCAUAUGCACCACGCACGCGGCGACAAUCCACCGCACAACUACCAGCACUACUACCCUUGCGCCACGGGCACAGACCCCAGCUCCCCAUCUUUCUACCCAGAUCAACGAGCCGUCACAAUCGAGAACUUGAACUCGACUACUACAUGCACCGAUCUAAAAGCACUUCUGCAAACAGCCGGCACUGUCGAGCAAUGCAGCAUAGUCGCUACGGACUCGAUCGAUGAACAUGGCCAGCUGCGUGGCUUGGUCACGAUGCGAACAGCGGAGGAUGCUCAGUGUACUGUGACCAUGUUCAAUAAUUGCAGCUUCAUGGGGUCGCGGAUUAGUGUGAAGAUUAAUCGUGGCUCGCUUCUCGUGAGGGCCGUUAGCUUUGAUGGGGUUUGUGAUGGCUCAGAUACCGCGGGAUCGGUGCCAGGUUAUGGGGAUGCGUGUCAGUCGUGGGCUGAUGAGAUGACUGCAGAGGCGAACACUGUUGAUAAAUGCAAGCCGCUGGUGAUAGAUGGGUCUGGGUUAAAUAGGUGGAGUGGGGGUUUGUCGACGUCUGCGCCUCCAUGA